AUGGACUACGUUCAACCCACCUUCCAGCAAUUCUCACACCAUCCGAACCAUGAUCAUUUGAUUUCCCAUAUGCCAUCAGGCUCCUAUAACGAUCACCAACAUCUUCUUCACGGAUAUGCCUUAUCUCAACAUCAAUCCAACAUGAUGAAUAUGCCUAAUGGACAGAAAGCCAACGAGACGAAACCUCGUCUUGGGAAGGAUGAAGUUGAUAUUCUGGAGCGCGAGUUUCAGAAGAACCCGAAGCCGACGACUCAAACCAAGCGUAUAUUUGCUGAGGAUAUGGGUGUCGAUUUAUCGAGGAUUAAUAAUUGGUUUCAGAAUCGUCGAGCCAAACGUAAGCAAGAGAAGAAAACGGAAGCCUAUGAGGCUGGUCAAGCGCGGGAAGCAUUAGGAUACUCAGCAUCCGCGCCCUCAUCUCCGGAUUUCCCUCAAAGCAAUUACAAUGGUGAUUAUCAAAUGGCGCCGCAACAGCCAUGUUCGAUGGCAUUCUCUACCACCGGUCCUCCGCCAGCGACGGCUCCCUAUAACCCGCAGUACCAAGAUCCCACGACCGCGAGUCUCGAGUCCCUUACACGUACCAUGGCUGCCGCUCAAGCCGCCUCUCAAAGGGGAGAAUUUUCCGGCAGCUUUGAUAUACAACACAACGAACCCCAUCACCUCGCUGAUAUGCAGGGUCUGGCGGACUCAUCCGAUCUCGAUCAUGCUCAAUUUCCAGCCGGCUUUGUGUUUCCUCAUUACGACGGCGCCCCGUUCAAUUUUGGACCGUCAUUCAUAAACCAUGUGUACCAUGAAUCAGAGCCAUUAGAUCCAUUUACUACUGCGGAAUCUGGACAUACACCAACAGCAUUCAAUUCGUUCUCUGGUGAAAGCACUACCAGGUCGUCACUCUCGACAGCCUCUGUUUCCUCUCAGGUUAUCCCUGAAUCCUUUACGGAUGUUCUUACUUUCAGGCCACAUGAGAGCAGCGACGACUUUGAAUCGCCUGAGAUCGGAUCAUCCUCAUCCCCCCCACCCGCCUCGUCUCUCUUCAAGUCCCCACCACCACCAACAGAUUUAGCCGCCAGGCGGAAGAAGGUUUCUGUCAAGCCGGCCAACUUGGGGACCGACACAAUGCGAAAUAGGCCAUCAAUGGGACCAAGGACCAUGUCGAAUAUAGAUGGACUCCGUCGCCAAGUUGGCAGCCCUCUACCUUCACCAAUGCGCAGGAUCGUUUCGGCAGGGGCUAACGUUCUCACUGGUCGUAUUCAAAAGCCUGCAAUCGAGUCGGCGCAGCGGUCGCCUAUCAAUAUACAAGGAUUCGAAAAUGCUGAUUCCUUCAUGGAACAGAAUUCCCACAUGUUUCGCUAUCCUAGUUUGACCGCCGGUUCAUCUCUCACGAGUAGUUUGGCACCACCAACUCCCAUGUCGCCAAGAGAAAGACACAUGUCACUGAAGAGAGAGAAUUCAUCCUCCCACGAAAACGGGUUACACAACUUGUACAACAUGCACAACCACAGUUUUCCCUCUGCAUUGAUGGAACCCAGUCAGACCACCGAUCAAACACCACCAGAGACACCACAAGUCUUGUUAGGAUUCCAAAACACUCUCACGUCCGGAUGGCCCAGUAACACCGAACACCACAACCCAGACUCGCAUUGGGGUUUCGACAUUCCCGAUGAUCCUCUCUACACACCCAACCACGAUUCUUUCGCGCCCGAAUUGUCCAUGCCUCAACCUUCAUACUCCAGUCAACCAGUAACACCCGCGUUUGGUAGUUUCAACCAAGGAGGUUUCCUCUCGGGUAAUGGCCAUGAUUCUCCACAGUUCAACAACAAUGCCAGCCCGUUAUACACAUUGUCGAAUCAGGGUGGACCAGCCGAAUACUCGUUUCCACAGGACGGAUUUCCCAAAUUUCCGCACCUGGGUUUAGUGGGAAGUUCUCCCACGAUGACGACUAAACAAAAACAAUACCAGUUUUCCAACGUCACUCCCGCCGACUAUUCGGAGAAAUGA
Molecule: messenger RNA, 1992 nt
Organism: Sclerotinia borealis F-4128
Lineage: Eukaryota; Fungi; Ascomycota; Leotiomycetes; Helotiales; Sclerotiniaceae
Source: the annotation of a GenBank genome assembly